AACUGAGAAUGCUGAAUGAGUGUUUUAUUAUUUAUUACAAGGCUCUUUGAAUAGUGUUUACUUAUCAUUUCAUUAUUCGGAUAUUUUUUUAUACCUAGGUUUUGAUUUCACACCUACAUGCUUAAAACAAGAAAAAGAUACACUCAAUUCACAAAAUAGAUUUUCUAUAAAUUUUCAAGAUAGAAAGGCACAAUUCAGAAAAUUUAGCAAACGAUGGACACGUAUGAAAGUGUUUUACUUGUAAAAAACGAAGUUUUCGUUUUUAAAAUACCUCCUCGCACAUCUAAUAGGGGUUACAGAGCCGCGGAUUGGAACUUACAAGAACCACAAUGGACUGGGCGUAUGCGUCUUGUUUCGAAGGGGGACGAGUUGAUAAUGAAACUUGAAGAUAAAACAAGUGGUGAAUUGUUUGCCAAAUGCCCAAUUGAUAAGUAUCCUGGAGUUGCUCUGGAGUCAGUAACUGAUAGUUCUAGGUAUUUUGUGGUCAGGAUUCAAGAUGAUAAUGGUCGGACAGCUUACAUUGGUGUUGGAUUCGGUGACAGGUCUGAUUCAUUCGAUCUUAAUGUUGCAUUACAAGAUCAUUUUAAAUAUUUAAGAAAGGAACAAGAGGGUGACAGCAGUCAGGGACAGCAACUGGAUUUGAGUUUUAAGGAUGGAGAAACAAUAAAAAUCAAUAUGAAAAUAACAAAAAAAGAUGGCGGUGAGUCUAGCCGACCACGUCGCACUGGACCAGGUGCACCGGGUGGUCUGCUGCCACCUCCUCCAGGGGCCUCCAAGCUGCCUCCUCCACCUUCACCACAACAUGUACCAACAGCGGCAUCUGCUCCAGCAGUUGGAUCUGAUUGGGGCGACUUCAAUUCAGCUAGCCCUGCUGACCAGAAACCAGCUCCAGCUAACCAACAAAACUGGGUCCAGUUUUGAAGUACUUAUACUAUGAAGAAUACAAGCUGAUGUUGCUACAUAUAAAAUAAGAUGUUAUAUUAUGAAUGUAGAGCUGUUUCAGAUUUUGUUAGAGAGACAUUGAUAUAUAUUUUCCCAAAUGUAACAAUAAUUAACUCUAAUAAUAGUGAUUUAAAAAAAAAAUAGCAAUAACAUUUAAAUGUUUUACAUUUAUAAUCAAAACUUAAUAAGUCACCAGUUGCAUAAUAUUUAUAUUUCAUAUUUAUAUAGCGUAGUGAUUAUUAAUUACAAAAUACAUCAUUCUUAUAUUUACUGUCUGUAAAGCUAAUGCUGUUAAAAUAUAUGUUGUUUUUUCCCAAAGCACCAACUAAUAUUUAUUUAUGAACUUUUUCAUGCGAAAUAAAAUAAAUUAAGUGCCUACUUUAAUUGAAAACUGAGUGUAAAAUUAAGAUUGUUUUGGCUCUAGUUGACCAAAUACCAUUUUUGUUGAAUUCAAUUUUUAACAGAUAACUGACACGUGAUUUGCUUAAGAUUAGAGCCCAUUUAGACUUUGCUCAGAUUUUAGUUACAUUUAAACUUGCUGAGUCAAAUGAUUUGAGUUUUCUUUAGUGUUAAUUCCGCUAAUAUUUUGGCGACUCAACAUGUCCUGAGGAUGCCUCGUGUAGAGGAUUUGUUUAUUUGAAUAGUCGAAUUGUUUAAAGACAAAUAUUGGCGGAAUUAACACUAAAGAAAACUCAAAUCAUUUGGAUAAUUAUGGAUUUCCGCAAAGUAACGCCUACUUCAAUAAAUUUUCUUGCAUAGCUAAGCAUAAUUUCAGCUGUCAAAUGGCUGUAUUAUAAUGAAUGAAUAAAAUUUAGAAGAAUGUGGAACAGUCAACAGUGUGCAUAAGUCAACUUUUCCAAACAUGUUCAAUCAGGGUUUACUAAACACUUGUGCACCAUAGUUGUACUUCAUUCUCACCAUCUCAACAUAACUUCAUACCAUUUCACCACCCAUAACAAAUAGAAAUGCUUAUCAAUCAAUAUAUGACCUAAAAUUCACUAAGGUUUAGCUAAAAACACCCCACAUUAAAAAUUUAUAAGAAUUCUUGAUUUUAUAUGUUGCGAAGGCUAUGAGUACGUCGUAAAUAGGUUACAAAGAGUAGAUUCAAAUUUCUUGCUUAACCGGUGCGUUAUAAAAUUGCAUGCAUAUUAGUUUUACACUUACGAUAUAAGACGUUUGCGUAUAAUGUAAUUAUAAUGGAACUUAAUUAGCAAUGUUAAACUGUGCGAAAGUAGUGUAAUUCUUGUAAAAAUUAUGAUACACCUUGCGGGCACUAGAUGUAAGCCGAGACUUAGGCAGAGAUCUAUAAACCGUGCUUAGAUGUUGCUCAGACCUCACUUACGUGAAACAAUGCUGAGUGUGAUAAAACGCGAACUCGACUUUUGCAUUGCACUGUCUUAGCUUGAGCUCAGAGAAUAUAACCACUUACCAAAUUUCAACAAUACAGUUCGUAUAGUUUCGGAAAAAAGUGGCUGUGAUAUACGGACGGGUUCCGUUUUUUGUUUAUUGAACUCAAAACAUUGAUUAACAAUGGCUUAAGUUCAGUCAUCCACUUAAUUUCUUAAUAAUAAAUAAAUAAUAUCAAACAGAUACAUUAAUAUAAAACAAAUCAUAUAAAAUUAAAAACAUCAAACAAUUAAAAUCACAUAAAAACAAGUAACACUAAGUAGAGCAAUUCAAUUCCAGGCUUCUUUAUCAAUUGGCUACGGAACCCUAAAAACGAAAUAUUAUGCUAAGCUUACACUCAGCUAAGUUUUCCGUUAGUAAAAUCUCAGCCUAAGAAAACAAUCUACAAAGAGGUAUACUCACACGCGAGGCAGUACUGAGUACUAAAAAAAUCAAUACUAAAUUAAGUACAUAAAAAAAUUAGUUUACUUAAAGAGGCAAACCGCAGGCGAAAGCUAGUAUUACUUUUUUUCUAAAUGUACUGCUGUAAUUGAAAGAAAAAACUGCCUAUUUAGAUUGUUUUGGCUAGUCUUAUCAAGAUAUUAUAGGUUCAUAGAGAGAGAGUAUGACCCAUCACUAUGCCAUCUCGUAAUAUCUGUGCGAGCGAGUGCGCGAUAUUGAUAAUACUGCUCGCGCGUUCUUAGAUGCACAACAUGGGCAUUUACAGAUUUAGCGUGUAUUUUCAUUGAUGGCUUAAAAUUAAUUAUUUACAAUAUAAGUCGCGUGAUCAUGCUAAACUGCAAAGUUCUUCAAAAAGUAUUUUAAGGGAUUUAAUGUUCCUUUCUGCCAUCUUGUGUUUUGGUACUUGCCCUAUAUAAUAUACAACAGUGCCAAACUAAGAUUAUAGAUAUUCAACGGUAUAAGUAAACAUAAUAAAAACUUCACUUAUUAAUCUGGGAAGAGAUAGUGCCCUCAUUUCAACUUUAUUAUUAAAUAAGUUAAAUACUUAAUUCCGUUUUAUGUUAUUUUAAACACACAUAUCACUUUACUUGUAUAGGUAUAAUUAUGUAAUAAGUUGUUAUUUGCGUCAAAGUAGACAGUUUAGGUUUUUUAGUGUGUUUCAUUGUUGCUCACUGUAAGAAAAUAUUUCUAAGCGACAGGAACAUAAUUUACUCUACUCCAAUUUCGUAUUUGUUUUUGUAUUAUUCAUACGGGAAAAGUACUAUCUUGGCGCUCGCUGUUGCGGUUGAAAAAGAGCAGUUUGGCCAUUUUAAAAUUACUUUUUUUUUCCAAAUCGGUUCAGUAGUUUAGGGAGUCUAUUCAAUGCAUACAAACAAACAAACAAACAAUCAAAUCUUUCCUCUUUAUUAUGUUAGUAUAGACAAACCUUCCAACCACAACACAAAACUGUUCAUCGUUUGGUAUUGAUCAUUUCCAAACGAGACAACUAGUAUUGUAAACGUAUUAGAUACUAUUGUAAUUAUUAUGACGGGUACUCACGAUAUAUAUUUUAUUAAUUUUAUGCCGAUAUUCGAUCCAAUUGCAUGAAUUGCGUGGUCACGACGGAACUGCGGAGGCGGCGAGUAAGUCAAGUGUUACUUGACACUUGACACUAAUAGUACGUCAAUCUGUCCACUUGGCGCCUAGUUCGUUUUGGUCUUUGAUUCCCUAACUCACGACACACACUAUUGACGACGUCCAUACUUUCGGAUCUUUUCUUGCAUUCGUACUGCAGACAAAAAGAUAUAUAUCGUGAGUACCCGCCAUAAUAAAUACUAUGUUAAAGUUCCGCGAUGCUAAAAAUUUAAAAAACAUAUAUUAGAUACUAUUACAAAAUUUCAGUGUAUUUUGUGCAAGAUAAAAGCUCUAAGCUUCAGAUUAAAAAAAAUAACUCAUACUACCUAAAUAAAUAUAUUUUUAUGGUUUCAGAAAAAGUAUUUUAUGCCACUGCACGUAAUUAGCCAUUGUAACUUUAGAAGAGUAAUAGACAGCCUAUUGUGCCAUUCGGCUUCGCUUCAUGUUAUAAAUUACCACAUGAGUGCUAAUGACAUGAGGUACAUGAGUAUUCUUUACUUACCAGGAAUUAAUAACUAUUUUCUUUGUAUAUGCAAUAUUUCGUAUCAUCGGAUUGUGGUUGCUUAACCUUUUUAUCAGCCAGGUUAUAUAAAUAAGUUAUCAAUAAUUUCCAAAUUGAUAUAAAUUUAUUCAUGAGACAUGUUACAAAAAAUAGUCUGACCAUACGGAUUCCCUACCGAUGGUUAUGAUACCGAUCAGACUAGCGGUGGGUGAAUAUUACUAAAAGUAAUCGAAUUAGUCGAUUGUUCAUUAUCGACAAUGAUGUUAGUGUCAACUUUAACUACUAAUUUAAAUCACAGCGCAUUUAUUAGGCCACUACUAUAUUUGUACUUACUACUGAAUAAGUAAUUACAAAACUGUUUAGCAGACUGCAUCCAGUGUGUGUUCAAUUAGUAUUUUGUCGAUUGUUAUUAAAAAAAAUAUUUAAGGAACUACUAUAUCGAUUACUUUUCGAUUCAGUCGAUUCUUUUUUGCUAGCCCACAAUAGCUCUCUUAGCGGCCUUCUUUGGCCAUACAACUCCACUGUAACCACAUCACUUCUUGUGGAAAUCUAAUGCCAUAAUUAUGCGGUAACUGGUCGGUAGAUGGUAGCAUGACCGGAGCAUAAAAGUAAAAUGUUAAUUAUAUAAAAAAUGCAACUAAUGUAGUUAAAAUUCUAUAAGUAUAGGUACAUGGAAAUUGUUUCGGAAUACUUAUUUAUUGAAACUUGUUGACAUUUUUCUGGCAAUAGCAGCGUCUAGAAACUGAUUGAACUAAAAUUCUUUAUACAUUAUUGGUAUCUGUAAAAAUAAUGAAUUUAGCGUUAAACCAUAAUGUGUGCUUAUGAAAAUUUACAAGCGCGAUACUCUUAAGAAUAUUUAGAAACACGAUAACAAUACUACUGUAUCUUCUGAAGUGCUGUUUCGUGUAAAUAAAUAUUUUCUUAUUCGACUUUCAAAGCCGUUAGAUUGAAUUAUAUAGGUUAUCUGUAAUGUAAAAAGGGAUGUACGUGUUAUGUCGAUAGUUCGUAAAAACCAUGAACGAGAUUGAAUUAAAUAAAGUUACCCAAUGUUAUUUUUAAGUAAUGUCUCUUACACUGGUGUAGAUGUCGAAUUCACUUUUUAUUGUUCUAUUUAUGUACAAAAACUCUAAGCCAUUAGUAAAAAAAAAUAAUAGAGAGUUACUUAAUCUGUUUAUAAAGAUUGUUAAGAUUGUAGCUAUAUAGUAUGUACACAGUAUUGUGAUAUAUCGUUUCUGUAUAUGUUGUACUAGGUACUCAUAAAAUCAAUUUAUCUAGGCGAUUUAGUUGGUUAACGGCCGUUUUCAAUAACCUAUCUAUCUUUAGUUUAACUUACUAGAGAUAGACAAAUCUAUCCUGUUACGCUUACUUACAUUUCAAUAACCUAUCGACAGAUAGCAUUGAACUAUAACUAUAUUGGACAUAACUAUUGAUAGAUAAGAUCUUGUCAUUAAACGGUGACAGCAAUGUGUCCGUAACUAGAGAUACGUUAUUGAAAACGGCCGUAUGUUAUUUUCUGAAUAGUUUCGGCACCCUAUAUUUCGUAUAUGUACUGCUAUUAUAUUUGUAUCAGUAAGUUCAAUGGAAUAGCACAAUAUAAACAUAUUAUAUGUGGUUUAACUUAAUUUGUAUAAUAACAUACUCGCAUGCUCUCUUCGUGUGACAGAUAGGUCACGUGAUUGGGCUAAGAAUACGUAAUUAGUUGCGAUGACUGUUCUCAAAGUAGUCGAGUGAAACAACGUUAUAAACUUGCUAUCGAUGUGAGCGAAACGACUAUAGCGAUGAAAUGGCGAGCUGUCAGUAUGACAUAUAUCGUGAGGUAGUCUUAUGUCAUCGCUGGAAGAGAAUAUCAGGCGGAGUAUAUUAUUAUACUAUGGUUACAUAAAUUAAAUUUGAAAACAAAAUUUAUUAACGAUGUUAUUCUUUAAAACAGUAAUAUAUAUUGUUUAGAUUUGAAAAGGCGACAUCUCAAUUUCCUAAUAUGCAAAUAUUGGGGUUGAGCAGGUUAUCAACUGUAAAGUAGAUCCUGUAGGUGUAGAUGAAGCCACAACCUGAGAGUUGAACAAGACAUUUAUCAACGAUACGUACACUCGAACGGUUGGCUUAGUGGAAAAGCGCUCGCGCGGAGUGCAAGAGAUCGCGGGUUCGAAUCCCGCAUAGUUCAUAAUUGAAAAAAAAAUCAAAUUUAUUUUGUGUAGUUAGUCCCAGAAGAUAUCACUUUAAAAAUCACAAAUUGUUUAUACUAUUGUUGUCAUUAUGUUUGUCGACUGUCAAUCCAAUACGCGCACAUGCAGUAUCAGCCUCAUAACUGAAACAUGAAAUUUCUUUGGCUCCGUGACCAGAUCAUCUAUUCCAAAAACAUGUUCCGUCUGUUCUUGUUUAUAUUGUGCUUUUCAUAUCUGCAGGUUAUGGUCAUACAAUAAUAUGUUGACUGUUGAUAUCUUGAAUAUUAUAUUUUAAAUAAUAUCUAUAUUAAUUUAUUUAAAAAUUGUGAUUAAAAGAAGUUCAAUUUU
This is a messenger RNA of Leptidea sinapis, 6915 nucleotides long. RefSeq names its product NECAP-like protein CG9132. Lineage: Eukaryota; Metazoa; Arthropoda; Insecta; Lepidoptera; Pieridae. The coding region runs from base 214 to 921 and encodes 235 amino acids. Gene Ontology annotation, cellular component: clathrin vesicle coat; membrane. Gene Ontology annotation, biological process: endocytosis. The transcript has 5 exons. The record is from RefSeq and is a predicted model, not a curated record.